Molecule: messenger RNA, 879 nt
Organism: Plasmodium inui San Antonio 1
Lineage: Eukaryota; Apicomplexa; Aconoidasida; Haemosporida; Plasmodiidae
Exons: 4
Coding region: 1-879 (292 amino acids)
Molecular function (GO): palmitoyltransferase activity
Source: RefSeq, a predicted model, not a curated record
AUGAGACCAAAUUACAUGCAGCCUUUGCAAGGGCAAACAGAAAAAAAGAAAGGUGGUUCCAUAUUCAUAUUUAUCGUGUUCUUCAUACUAGCCUUCAUAUACAUAGGAUACACGGGAAUCGUCCUUCGGUCUUGGUUCAUCCCGUACAGGAGUGGUUCCUUCACAAUAGCCGCCUUGUUCCACGUCUUUUUUUUUUUGUUUUUGCUAAGUUUUAUAAAAGUAAAAUUCUACAAGAGGGAGAGAUGCGCCUCGACUGACCCCGGGAAGGUUCCUCGCAACUGGGGCUUCUACAUUGGUGACGACGUGAAGAGAAGGCGCUACUGCAAAAUCUGUAACGUGUGGAAACCCGACCGAACACACCACUGCUCAGCGUGUAACAGAUGUGUAUUGAACAUGGAUCACCACUGUCCAUGGAUUAACAACUGUGUGGGUUUUUUCAAUCGAAGAUUUUUUAUACAGCUUUUAUUUUAUGGCUUAAUUUGUCUCUUCAUAGUGGCAGUCCAGACAUUCCACUACAUUUUCAUUGACAAUGCAAACGCAUAUAUAGAGGAUGGUUUCCACGACAAGUCUUCCUUUGUGGCUCUGGAGUACACGUAUGCUUCUAUUGUUUUAUUUUUAACGUUCGUUUUAAUUUUCGCUUUAGUUCCCUUCACGAAGUUUCACUUGAAAUUGAUCUCCAAAAAUUCCACCACAAUCGAAAACAUGGACAUAUACAACCAGGACUACAACAUGUACAACGUGGGAUGCGAGGACAACGCGAAGCAGGUGUUCGGAAACAACAUAUUGUGCUGGAUGUGUCCAUGCCACUGCAUUGCAAAUCGCCCCGCAGGGGACGGGGUGCGCUGGAGAGUCAGCGUGGCACAUGAGAAUAUGAUCUGA